Molecule: messenger RNA, 4062 nt
Organism: Mesocricetus auratus (golden hamster)
Lineage: Eukaryota; Metazoa; Chordata; Mammalia; Rodentia; Cricetidae
Product: zinc finger protein 585A-like
Exons: 4
Coding region: 267-2108 (613 amino acids)
Biological process (GO): regulation of transcription by RNA polymerase II
Molecular function (GO): RNA polymerase II cis-regulatory region sequence-specific DNA binding; DNA-binding transcription factor activity
Source: RefSeq, a predicted model, not a curated record
UAGAGAUAACCAACAUCUUCUGGAAUAACAGAUACUCUGAAUGCAGGAAAGGAAAAACUAAGCGUUGAUCACUUUCUGAAAGUUCAUGUUUUUUUAUUCUGUUGUAGAACAAUUUAGAAACUGAGGAUAUUUUGAAGCUACUUUCCAAACUCUGAGUGUCAUAGCUUGGAAUAAAGGAGCAUUUGCCUUAUACACAGUAUAGUAUCAGGAAGGAAAACCUUUAAGUUAACCUUACUGAAAGGAUCCACAAGGAAGGGGAUUGACAGAUGGCUUGCGCUCAGAGUCAGUUGACGUUUGAGGAUGUGGCUAUCCAUUUCUCCAAGGAGGAAUGGAAAAGCCUGCAUACUUCUCAGAGGGAGUUGUACAGAGAUGUCAUGUUGGAGAUUUAUAGCCACCUGGUUUCUGUAGGUCUUUCUGAUACAAAACCAGAACUAAUCAUGUGUCUUGAACAAAAGAAAGAAUCCUGGAUGGAGAAUACAGUGAAAGUAAAAGGUCUGGAACCAGCUCUCUAUUAUUAUCCAUUUCAGGAUUUGUUCCCAAAAGUGCUGAAAGAGCAUACUUCUCAAAGAGUAAUAUUAGGAUGUUUUGGAAGAAACAAUGCUGGGGAAUUACAUAAAAAGAAGUUCUCUGCCUGCAGAUAUGUCAAUGAAGAGCCUGAAUCAUAUGUUGCUGGAAAGAAAAGAAAAGAUUUCAACUGUACAGAAUGCUGCAAUUCUUUUGCCCAUAGGUUUUCUUGUCAGGUUCAUCAGACAACCCAAACUGGAGAAGAAAAGACUUUCAUGUGUGAAGCAUGUGGCAAGUCUUUUACUCAGAGUUCAUUACUUCAUGCUCAUCGCGGGAUACUUAAUGGAGAGAAACCUUACAAAUAUUUUAUGUGUAGAAAGUCCUUUACUGCAUACUCAAAUCUUCAAGUUCAUCAAAGAAUACAAGCUGGAGAGAAACCUUACAAAUGCUCAAAUUGUGACAUGUCCUUCAAACAGAGAUCAGCCCUUCAAGUUCAUCAAAGAAUACAUACUGGAGAGAAACCUUACAAAUGCUCAGAUUGUGACAAGGCCUUUAAACAGAGAUCAUCCCUUCAAGUUCAUCAAAGAAUACAUACUGGAGAGAACCCUUACAAAUGCUCAGAUUGUGACAAGUCCUUUAAUUGGAAAUCAUCCCUUCAAGUUCAUCAAAGAACACAUACUGGAGAGAAACCUUACAAAUGCUCAGAUUGUGACAAGGCCUUUAAAGAGAGAUCAUCCCUUCAAGUCCAUCAAAGAAUACAUACUGGAGAGAAACCUUACAAAUGCUCAGAUUGUGACAAGUCCUUUAAUCGGAGAUCAGCCCUUCAAGAUCAUCAAAGAACACAUACUGGAGAGAAACCUUACAAAUGCUCAGAUUGUGACAAGGCCUUUAAACAGAGAUCAUCCCUUCAAGUUCAUCAAAGAAUUCACACUGGAGAGAAACCGUACAAAUGUAGUAUGUGUGACAAGGCCUUUAUUAAAGGCUCAAAAGCUCAAGCUCAUCAAAGAAUACACACUGGAGAGAAACCUUACAAAUGCCCAGAUUGUGACAAGGCCUUUGAUUGGAGAUUAACACUUCAAGUUCAUCAAAGGAUGCAUACUGGAGAGAAACCUUACAAAUGCUCAAAUUGUGACAUGUCCUUCAAACAGAGAUCAGCCCUUCAAGUUCAUCAAAGAAUACAUACUGGAGAGAAACCUUACAAAUGCUCAGAUUGUGACAAGGCCUUUAAUCGGAAAUCAUCCCUUCAAGUUCAUCAAAGAACACAUACUGGAGAGAAACCUUACAAAUGCUCAGAUUGUGACAAGUCCUUUAAUCGGAAAUCAUCCCUUCAAGUUCAUCAAAGAACACAUACUGGAGAGAAACCUUACAAAUGCUCAGAUUGUGACAAGGCCUUUAAAGAGAGAUCAUCCCUUCAAGUCCAUCAAAGAAUACAUACUGGAGAGAAACCUUACAAAUGCUCAGAUUGUGACAAGUCCUUUAAUCGGAGAUCAGCCCUUCAAGUUCAUCAAAGAAAACAUAAUGGAGAGAAACCUUACAAAUGCUCAGAGAUCAUCCCUUCAAGUUCAUCAAAGAAUUCACACUGGAGAGAAACCGUACAAAUGUAGUAUGUGUGACAAGGCCUUUAUUAAAGGCUCAUAAGUUCAAGUUCAUCAAAGAAUACACACUGGAGAGAAACCUUACAAAUGCCCAGAUUGGGACAAGAACUUUGAUUGGAGAUCAACCCUUCAAGUUCAUCAAAGGAUACAUACUGGAGAGAAACCUUACAAAUGCUCAGAUUGUGACAAGUCCUUUAAUCAGAGAUCAACCCUUCAAGUUCAUCAAAUGAUACAUACUGGAGAGAAACUUUACAAAUGCUCAGAUUGUGAGAAGUCCUUUAAUCAGAGAUCAUCCCUUCCAGUUCAUCAAAGGAUACAUACUAGAAAGAAACCUUACAAAUGCUCAGAUUGUGACAAGGCCUUUAAACAGAGAUCAUCCCUUCAAGUUCAUCAAAGAAUACAUACUGGAGAGAAAUCUGAUAAAUGUAAAGAAUGUGGAAAGUCCUUUCCUACAGUGCCAAAUCUUAAAGUUCAUCAAAGAAUACAUACUGGAUAGAAACCAUAUAGCUGUAAUGUAUGUGCAAAUCCUUUACCACAGGAUCGUAACUUCAAAUUCAUCAAAGAAUACACACUGGAGAGAAACCAUACAAAUGUAGUAUGUGUGUCAAGACCUUUUUGAAACGAUCAUCACUUAAAGUUCAUCAAAGAAUACAUAGUAGUCAGAAACCUUAAAAUGUUCAGAUUGUAGACAAUUUAAACAAAUCUCCACACUUCAAUUUCACCAAAGAAUACACACUGAACAGAAAGCUUACAAUAGCAUAGAAUGUGCUAAGUCUUUCGCCACAUGGUAAAAUCUUCAAGUUCUUCAAAGAACACACACUGGAGAGAAACCUUACAAGUGUUCAGAUUGUGGAAAGUCCCUUAAACUGAGGUCAACAUUUCAAAUUCAUCAAAAAAUAUAUCCUGGAGUAUAACCUUGCAAAUGAGAUGCAUGUGAUAAGUCCCUUACAAAGAGCUCAAUACUUACGUUUCAUCUAAGAAUACAUAAAAGAGAAAUGGCAGAAAAUAUACAAAUUGUGGCCAGUUCUUUUGCCUAUGAUUCACAUCUUUAAAGACACUUAAUGACUGGAGAAGGCAGAAUCCUUAAUAUUGAAUGUAUAUGUCACAUGCUGUGUCUUUUUCUCCUAGAUCAUUUCAGCAAAAUCUCAGUACAUCCAAACUUGAGAGAAAACUUAUGAAUGUUAAUCACAUAAGAAAUCCUUUUUUGGGUAGUUAAAUCUUAACGAAUAAUACAGAAUCUAUACUAGAUGAACACUGACAACUUUAAUAAAAACGUAGGAACUUUUAUGGGGUGCUUAAAUAGUCAAACCCCAUAAAUCAUUAGUAAUGGAAAUAAACCAAACACAUGUAGACUGCUAUACAAAAUUUUCAAAGGAUGGUCAAAACCUAGAGCAUUCUGAAAAUACAUGUAAGAGAACAACUCAAUAUGGAAUUAGUGUCCCAAUACUCUUACAAAGAUAAGGUGAUUUAUAAUGUGUAUAGAAGAAGGAAACUUUUAGCAUAUGUUGAAACUUUAUUCACAGUUAGAUGAGGGGCAUUACUAAUCCUUAUGAUCAUUGUUGUUUUAAAACCAUUCUACAAAGUAAUAAAAUGGUUAUUCAUAAAAGUAUUGUUGGAAAAAUCAUCUAUAUAUGCAUUGAUAUAUAUAUCUCAGUACUAAACUGAAAUCAAAUGUUAAAAUGGUAUGCAUUGAAUUUAAUAAUAGUUGAAGGCAAACAGAUUUGAAAAUGUGAAUUCUUAUUUAUCCUAGGGUAAUUUUAGUAAUAACCAUCCAAUUCAAUAUCACGGUGAAAUUUUCUGUAUCUUUUAUGUGACAGUAUAUUGAUCUCUUAUUUAUAAUAGCUUUGUAUAACUAUCAUUGUGUUACUAGUGCUUGAAAUUUUACAGAAUGUAAUAUAGAUUGUUUUUAGCCUUUUGUGUAUUACUAUUUUCUCAAUUAUCAAUAAAUAUAACUUGUUUUCAA